Messenger RNA from Mesitornis unicolor (brown roatelo), 868 nucleotides. It is a transcript of the gene SPC25, whose product is annotated as SPC25, NDC80 kinetochore complex component. Gene Ontology annotation, biological process: chromosome segregation. The transcript has 6 exons. Bases 42 to 746 code for a protein of 234 amino acids. Lineage: Eukaryota; Metazoa; Chordata; Aves; Mesitornithiformes; Mesitornithidae. Gene Ontology annotation, cellular component: Ndc80 complex. The record is from RefSeq and is a predicted model, not a curated record.
UUGACACUGCAUUUAUUCACUUACGUGUUUGUUGCAGCACCAUGGCUGAUACCAAGACAGAAGAUGAAAUAAUCCUCUUUGAAAGAGAAAUUAAAGAGUUUUGGACCAAAUUUAAAAGCAUUUAUGGUAUUGAACAGAACAGUCAGACUUCAGCACUGAGAGACUCAUGCAGGGAGUCCAUAAAAGCAAUUUCAGAGAAAUGGUCCAAGAAGCUGGAAGAAGGGGACCUGAUGAUUGAUAAAAUUCAGGAGUUUAGCAAUGAGAUUCUCCAGCAGAGCCAACGUGUAUCAGAAAAUCAAGAGCAUUUGACAGAAUUAAAAUCUAACCUAAAUCAAGAAGAGCAGCAAAAGAAGGACUUGACUGAUAGCAUCCAAAAACUUAAAGAAGAGUUGAUGAAGAAAAAGGAAAUAAUAGCUUCUAAAAACAAAACCACUAAGGAGAGAGUGGAACAACUCUGCAAGUCUAAAGUGUUGUUUGAAGAGCGGCUUGGAUUGGAGAUACGCCGAGUUCAUGAUGAACAAUUAGAGUUUGUCUUCAGACACAUUGAUCACAAAGAUCCUGACAAGCCAUUUGUGUUCACCCUUUUCAUAAAUGAACAAGGAGAUUAUGAAGUGACUUCCUGUACUCCUCCUCUGGACUGUAUAGCAGAGUUCCAGCUCAAAGUGAGAGAAACUAACAAUUUUUCUGCGUUCAUUGCCAACAUCAGAAAAGCUUUCACUGCUUUAUCUUAUAAACAGUCUGCAUAAAACGAGCUUAUGCUGCUCUUUCUAGCUGUGGAGCACUCUUUUCUUUCCUUCCUGUAUUGUGAAAGUAUGUACUUAUUUGUGUCUUACUCUAAUAUCCAAACAAAAAAAUAAUGAAAACAAUA